CUCCCGGCCCCCGGGCUGGACCGAGGGCCGCCGCGGCCUGGGGAGACAGAAGUAGUGGGCGGCAGGCCGGCGGCCACCUGCUGCUUUCCUCCUCCCUCCCCUCCUCUUCCUGAAUGCUGGAAGAUGCUUUUGUUCCUGAGCCAGCUCUGGUGGCUCCCUCCCCCUUGCUGCACGAUCCUGGGGCGCGUUCAGGUCGCUGGACCACGUAAAGGGGGCCCCGGCCACGUGCUGGGCGCGGGCCGGUACUGGGGGCCCGGGCCCAGAAGCUGCCGGCUGGGGCCGAUCGGGGCGGGGGUGCUGGGGGUGCUGCGCGUGCACCCCGCAGUGGGGUCGCUCAUGGGCCUUGGCUGCAGGAGGGCGGUGAGCAGGGGAGGGAGGGCAGCUGUCAGGACCAGCGCGGGGCUGGCUUCCCCGAAGAGCAGCGGCCCUGUUGGGGCCCGGAGGGAGCGGGCUUGCGGGCAGCCUGUCUCCGACGCGGGCACUGCCCGUGUCUGUUGCGAUGAAGCCUGGAUCCGCGUGGAUCCGCGCGGCUCUGUCCGCCGGGUCAGUGAGGAGGUCCGAGGCCCUCGUUUUCCACACGUGUCUAGGCGGAAGGCUGAAGCGGGUCUCUCUGGCUCUGGUCCUUUGUUAACUGAACAGUUGCCUCUGCAGCACCUGCUGCGUGUCCUGGCCGUGGAGCUGGGAGUGGGACCCCGCGACUCCUGUAGUUACAGGUGGUGACAUUCACAGAGAAGCUCAGGGGUCUGCGAGGGCCAGUAAUGGGGUGCUGGGCUGAGGCUGGGGCAGGUCAAGGAGGGCCUUUCUGAAAGGGUGCCACUGAGCUGGGCCCUGGCAGUGGAGCUGAAGGGAGCUGUCCGGGCAGGGGCAUCCCGUGCAGAGGCCGCAGGAGGCCGAGCCAAGGGCAGCAUGGCCAGAGCACCUGGAGAAUAACGUUGAUCCACCUCCUGUCCCCAUCUCUACGCGGGCCUCUCAGGGCCUCCGCCACAUGGGGCCUUCCUCUGAGUCCCUAGACCUGAGUAUGGGGAAAAGCUCCGAAGAGGCUGGACAGAUGGAACUCCAGCUUUCCUGUGACUCCACUGAGAGCCCCAGUGGGAAGAAGUUCCGGAGCAAGCCCCAGCUGGCACGGUACCUGGGGGGCUCCAUGGACCUGAGCACCUUCGACUUCCGGACGGGCAAGAUGCUCAUGAGCAAGAUGAACAGGAGCCGCCAGAGGGUCCGCUAUGACUCCUCGAACCAGGUCAAGGGCAAGCCCGACCUGAACACGGCCCUCCCCGUCAGACAGACGGCUUCCAUCUUCAAGCAGCCGGUGACCAAGAUCACCAACCACCCCAGCAACAAGGUGAAGAGUGACCCCCAGAAGGCUGUGGAGCAGCCUCGGCAGCUUUUCUGGGAGAAGAAGCUGAGUGGCCUGAAUGCCUUCGACAUCGCUGAGGAGCUCGUGAAGACCAUGGACCUCCCCAAAGGCCUGCAAGGCGUGGGACCUGGCUGCACAGAUGAGACCCUGCUGUCGGCCAUCGCCAGCGCCCUGCACACCAGCACCAUGCCCAUCACGGGGCAGCUGUCAGCCGCCGUGGAGAAGAACCCGGGGGUGUGGCUCAACACGGCCCAGCCCCUCUGCAAGGCCUUCAUGGUGACCGACGAGGACAUCAGGAAGCAGGAGGAGCUGGUACAGCAGGUGCGCAAGCGGCUGGAGGAGGCCCUGAUGGCCGACAUGCUGGCCCACGUGGAGGAGCUGGCCCGGGACGGUGAGGCGCCGCUGGACAAGACCGGCGCGGACGAGGAUGAUGAGGACGACGAGGACGAGGACGAGGACGAGCCCGACCAGGACCAGGAGAUGGAGCAUGUUUAGAGCAGGUGCUGGCUGGCUGGUGGUUUCAGGAUGCAGCUGGCGCUUGGACGGUGACCGUGGGGAUGAGGGACAUGCCCAGGGUCCUGGGGCCUGCGCCAUGCAGGGUGGCGGCUGUGCCGGUCUCCCCGUCGGGGCACUGAUGGCGCCCUCUCCCUGUCUUCCCAGAGGCCCCGUGGAGCCCUGCCUGCGGGGAGCCACUGCCAAGUCCAGCUUUGCCACACUUGGACCAGGCUCUGUGGCCCAGCCCAGGAGGAUGGCGGCCCCUCCUAGGCCUUCCCAGGCGUGUCCCCUCCCCCAGGCCCACAGGGGCAUGGCUGGAGGACAGCCCCUGCCUGAUGGGCCCCCACGUUUGCUCUUCUCUGAACGGCCUGGGUCCGGAAGUGCCAGUCGCCCCCGGGCCCCGCCUGCAGGAGGCCAUCCUCGGAGCCAUCACUCCACACUGGACUCGGGACCGGCCUCGUCCCCACGGCCGCCUCACACAGGACAGCUGCCCCCAGGCGGCCUGCGAGGUCCCCCAGGGGCUGGAGGAACUUUUUCUGGGACAGUCAAGCUGCGGGACGAUAUUCCAGGGUCGACACAGGAGCCCUCCAGGUGCAGGCUGGCUCCCCUGCGUGCCCCCAGCGGGCGAAGCCGUCGUGGCUCCGAGCGGCACACACCAGGCGUCCUUCAAUAAAGCUGUGACGCCAGUGAGGCUGGACGUCCGCAUGACUGCUUAGCCUUUGUGUGUGCUGCACGUGGACGCCAGCCCUGGCCUCCGUGCCGGGAAACCUCGCCGUCCCCACGCGCCCAGCCCUGCCUGAGGGGCAGCCAGCCCCCGGGACGGAGAACUCGUGACUCGCCCAGCGGGGCUCCAAGGCAGCUGCGCCGGCGGCCGGCAUCCGCGUCCCCCUCCCCCCCGUGUCGCCGGGACAGUGACACCCCUCGCUUGGGGCCAGAGCUGGCGCUGGGGCCGCGGCUCCUCGGAGCCCCCGGCCUGGGGUGUGUUGUGCGGCCCGGCGAUUCCCGGUGCCCGGAGCCACGGCCCCUGGGAGCCCUGGGCACGGAGUCAGCGUGGAGUUCGUUCGUCCCGCACCCUCCAGCCCCGAGUGCCUUGGGCGGGGCAGCCACCCUGUCCCUGCGCGGCCCCGACCCACAGCCUGAGACCGUCAGGCAGGACCCGGGUUGCUGCCUCGUGUGGCCGUCACCCUGGCCGGCCCGGAGGGUGGGCAGAUGGCGGAGCCCCUGCACCCCAGGACGCCAGCCCCGGCCGGCCGGCAGCAUCCCGCUGGUCCAGUCAAAGCACAGCUCCUCGGGAGCCACCCCCAAGGCCGAUGUCGUCCUGCCCCUCACGGAGGCUGCACCCGCUGAGGGAGCUGUGCCUGGGGCUGGCCCCUGCGUGGGCCUGAGGCCCGGAGCCCUGCUCAGCGGGAGGGACCGCGGGGCCCGGGAGGCACCCCGUCCUGUGGGCGACCGUUGAAUAAAGCCAUCUCGGUGA
Messenger RNA from Nyctereutes procyonoides (raccoon dog), 3323 nucleotides. RefSeq names its product methyl-CpG binding domain protein 3 (gene MBD3). The transcript is spliced from 6 exons. Gene Ontology annotation, molecular function: DNA binding. The coding region runs from base 986 to 1849 and encodes 287 amino acids. The record is from RefSeq and is a predicted model, not a curated record. Lineage: Eukaryota; Metazoa; Chordata; Mammalia; Carnivora; Canidae.